CCUCCCCCGCGCGCACCGCCUCCUCGGGCGCGUGCACGACCGACUGGCUGCUGCUGCGGCGCCGCGUCUCUCGCCUCUCCCGGCUCCUUGGCCCCCCCGAACAUGGCGGCGGCCCCGGAGGAGGAGGAGGUGGACCGCAGACCGAUCCGGAGGGUCCGGUCCAAGAGCGACACMCCUUACAUCAACGAGGCCCGGAUCUCUCUGCACCUGGAGACAGCUGAGGAGGUGGAGCGGCUGGCGUCCAUGAGGUCCGACUCGUUGGUGCCGGGGACCCACACGCCCCCCAUCCGCCGCCGGAGCAAGUUCGCCAMUUUAGGCCGGCUGUUCAAACCCUGGAAGUGGAGGAAGAAGAAGAGCGAGAAGUUCAAGCAGACGUCUGCUGUGUUGGAGAGGAAGAUGUCGACCCGUCAGAGCAGAGAGGAGCUCAUCAAGAAGGGCUUCCUGAAGGAGGUCUACGACAAAGACAGCGGCUCCUCGCCGGCUCUCCAGGAGGAGGUGAGGAUGGAGAACGGGCGCUCUGCGGAGCUAUCCGGCUCGUCAGAGUCCGAAGGUUCGGAGCUGAUGGAAGGAGCGGCGGCAGCUGUAGGAACAUCGGAGUUUGAAAUGUCGAGUGACGGGUCGUGUCAAGAAGAUCAGAGGYCCAGCCAGGCUCCGCCCACAAAGCCAGCCGACGACUCAGGAGGUCCUUCGUUACACAAGCAGCCUCCUGCUCCGCCUCCCAAACCUUUCAUCUGGAUACCCAAUCACAUCACAGACGGCGCUCCCGUCAGGUUACCGUGCAUGUCGAUGAAAUUAUCACCUCCUCUACCUCCGAAGAAGCUCAUGAUCUCAGCGCCCGCGGGCAGCACGGAGCCCCCCGCGCUCACCUUCCAGAAGUGCCCCGCCCCCUCCGGCCACGCCUCGGCGCCGCCCCUCCCGCUGCACCCGCCCAGCCGGAUCAUAGAGGAGCUGAACAAAACCCUGGCCCUGACUGUGCAGAAGUUCGAGAGCUCCAUGAUGCACGGCAUCCCCUCGGUGCUGCUCGAGUGUGAUGAGGACAAAGAAAACCUCCCCGACGAGGCGGACUACGAGGAACUGCCGGACAUGUACAAAGACGAGGAAGAGGAGGAGGAAGACGAGGAGGAUGAUGACGAGGAGGAGGAAGAAGAGGAAGAUGAUGAUGAUGAGGAAGAAGAGGAAGAGGAGGAUGAUACACUCCUAACAAGUACGCUGGCCCUGAAGGUYCUACGAAAAGACUCUCUGGCCAUCAAGCUGAGCAACCGUCCCUCGAAACGGGAGCUGGAGGAGAAGAACAUCCUGCAGCUGCAGUCGUACCAGGAGCGGCUCGAGUCUCGACAGCAGACCGCCACCAAACUGACCAGGCGCUUGAGUCAGAGGCCGACAGCCGAGGAGCUGGAGCAGAGGAACAUCCUGAAACCUCGAAACAAYCUGGAGGAGAAGAGGGAGAUCAAACGGCACCUGUCUAAGAAGCUCAGUCAGAGGCCGACGGUGGAGGAGCUGAGGGAGGCGAAGAUCCUCAUCCGCUUCAGCGACUACGUGGAGGUGGCCGAGGCUCAGGACUACGACCGGAGGGCCGACAAGCCGUGGACCCGGCUGACGGCUGCCGAUAAGGCCGCUAUCAGGAAAGAGCUGAACGAGUUUAAGAGCACAGAGAUGGAGGUUCACGAGUCGAGUCGUCAUUUCACCAGGUUUCACCGGCCGUAAAGCAGCACCUCGGUCCUGCUACCGCUAACCUGCCGCCGCCGCGCUGCGAGUCGGCGUCGACCUGAACGCACAGGUGUGAGACGGAAAGCUCUUCAGGUGGAAGAAACUCCGAGCUGUGGUCUUCCCUAAAGAGGGGAACUUUAAAGACUUCUUGAUAUUCAAAAGCUUUUAACUGUUUUUUUAUUUGUUACGACGGAAAUGAGUUUUAUUUCCUUUGAAACGAAAAGGCCAACGGAGAUCAGCACAAUCUGUGCCAAGUUCACGGUCUGGUUUUUACUCUCAACUGGACGAUACCAAAACCCUGGGGUGGGGGUGGAGGCAUUGUGUUGGUUUUAUUUUUGAGAUGACAUCACCAUUGUUACUUACACCAGGCUCACACGACAAGAUUUUAUAAUUGUCGGUUGAUUUGUAAAACCUGAGACCACAAACAUAACGAUAAAAAACAGGUGUGUAUGGAGUUAAAUACGGGCCAUAAAUUUUGUAAAAAAAAAAUUUUGAAACUGAAAAAAAAA
Molecule: messenger RNA, 2216 nt
Organism: Austrofundulus limnaeus
Lineage: Eukaryota; Metazoa; Chordata; Actinopteri; Cyprinodontiformes; Rivulidae
Gene: phactr1
Product: phosphatase and actin regulator 1
Biological process (GO): stress fiber assembly; cell motility
Molecular function (GO): actin binding
Source: RefSeq, a predicted model, not a curated record